This is a messenger RNA of Grus americana (Whooping crane), 7622 nucleotides long. RefSeq names its product coiled-coil domain containing 50 (gene CCDC50). The record is from RefSeq and is a predicted model, not a curated record. Gene Ontology annotation, molecular function: ubiquitin protein ligase binding. NCBI's taxonomy places the organism in Eukaryota, Metazoa, Chordata, Aves, Gruiformes, Gruidae. Gene Ontology annotation, cellular component: cytoplasm. The transcript has 12 exons. Bases 263 to 1873 code for a protein of 536 amino acids.
UCCGACUUAGGCGCUGGAGAAGGGGAGGGGGGAAAAAAACCUCGUCCCCCCCGCCCACCGCCCGGGUGAGGAGAGGGGCGGUGAGCAGCAGCCCCGCCCCGCCGCUUUCUGUCCCCUCUCCCGCGCCGUACGGCCGGGCGCGCCGGCUCCAUCCGCUGGCAACUUUGUAGCGCGGGGCGCGGGCGGCGCCGCCGCUGCUUUGCGCUCACCCGGGGGGUGAGGGCCGACCCCUCCGGUCCCGGGCCGGCGAGCCCUCCCCGCCAUGGCCGGCAUCGGCAUCGACCACUCCAAGCUGCCCGGAGUCAAAGAAGUGUGUCGAGACUUUGCUGUACUGGAAGAUCAUACCUUGGCCCAUAACUUACAGGAGCAAGAGAUCGAGCAUCACUUGGCAACAAAUGUUCAGCGUAAUCGUCUGGUACAACAUGACUUGCAGGUGGCCAAGCAACUGCAAGAGGAGGAGGAUCUGAAAGCACGUGCUCAAAUCCAGAAACACCGAAAAGACUUAGAACGACAGGACUGCGAGAUCGCUCAGGAAAUCCAAGUGAAGCUGGUAUUUGAAGCGGAGCAGCGCCGCAGGCAAGAGGAAAAAGACGAGGACAUUGCCCGUCUCCUACAACAGAAAGAACUGCAGGAAGAAAAAAAGCGCAAGAAGCACUACCCAGAAUCCCAUGGACACGCAGGCUAUGAAGAUAGCUAUUAUGCAGAAAAUGGAGAGCACCCCUGGGGUGACCCCAGAGAGCAGGUUUCUGAGCCUCGCAGGGCACGCAGUGGUGACAGGCGCGCGCACCGGCAGAGAGAGCACCAAGAAGCACCCUCACCUUUGUCCGGUGCUUCCGAACACGAGCAUUCCACCUCGGGGGAUCAUCGGAGGUCUCCUCAACUGAGUGGGGCCAGCAGUGGCCAUCAGCAGGAGUGGAAAUCAGCCAGCCAGGGAAGGUCCAGGAGACAUCCCAGCCUUGACCUGGAAAGAGAAGCUGAGCAUGGCGCCUGUGACCACAGCAAUAGCUGGGAGCUGCGGGAGAGGAGAGCGGCUGGCAGGGAGAAGGCUCGGAGACCUCUCAGUCUUGAUCUGGAGUCAGAGCGUGGACUUGCAGACCAGGCACGGCACAGCAGAAAGCCAAUAAGGCAAGACAGAGAAAAGCACCUUCCUCUUCUUGAGAUGGAACUGGAGGCUGAGCAGGAGACCUGGCAUCGGGGUGGCAGUCAGCUGGUGCACCGUGAAAAACACAAAUCUCGUCAUCAGGGCCACUCAUCGCGCAGGAUGGUGCGUGACGAGAAUCUCCAUGAUGUUGAAUCUAGAGGUGAUCAUAGGAGGGGUGAGGAGAGAGACUGCAAAAGGGCAGGACGCAGGAGACGCUCCCCCUCCCCACACGCUGUGACCCAGGGGAAGGUUGGAGAUUGCCAGCGAGACUCAGGCACUAAGCUGAGGGGGACGAACCAAGCCAUGUAUGAUACACCCCGAAGGGAACAGGAGUUGUCUGAUGCAGAGAUUGCUCGGAAGCUGCAGGAGGAAGAGCUCCUGGCUAACGAGGCAGAUCAAAAGGCAGCUCAAGUAGCCCAAGACGAGGAAAUUGCCCGACUCUUGAUGGCUGAGGAGAAAAAGGCUUUCAAGAAAGGGAAGGAGAGAGAAAAGUCUUCCUUUGAAAAGAGGAGGCAUGAUCAAGACUGGAAGCAUGAUGCAAGCGAGUCCACACGCUCAAGGUCAAAAGAAGGGCCUGAAACUCAGCGACACAAAGGCGACAGGUCUUCAAGCAGGUCACAGCCUGUCCUCGAUGACUUUGAACAUGCUCGAUAUUACACAAGCCAGCCCAGCCCCUUGCGCCAGACCCCCAGACCUGAGCACUCUCCUAAAGGUUCCCGUAGGAAGCAGUAAACUGUGCUAGCCUUUGCUUUGGUACUGACUGUUCUGUAGCAAACAUUACUGGAUUUGCCAGGCAAUUUUCUUGAUUCUUUACCCAAUGGGAGGUACACCCUCCACUCCCAGGAUCUCCUCUUUAAGUGUCAUCAUAUUAAUAAGGAACACUUGUUUCAAUUUCUUACUCCUGUGUGAUCACUUCAGCAGUGCAGUAUAAUCUAGCCGCCACUGAGCUGUGUGAAUCCACUAGCUGAUUUAACAGCUCCCUCUUAGAUUGUUUUGAGUCUUUCCUCUUAUUUUUAAGCUUUGGCUGGGAGCUUUGACAAAUAGGCAUGCACAUACAACAGGGAGGAAAAUCCAAGAAAUGAGUUGGAUUAUGGCAAUGCAGCAGAACAUCAGAAGUACAAGUCCUUUCCCUGUUAGGAUGACUUAGCAAAGAGAGUUACAAGAGGAAAUGUGUUUCUUCCUGUGCUGGAUAAGACAGCUGAGCCAACCUGACAGAGUCAAGCUAGCUUGCAGAAAGGAGAGACUGUCUUCGUAAUGUACACCAGCGAAAGCCAGAACCUGGGAAUAGUGAGGAAGAAAUUGCUAAUAGAACAAAAUUUCUUAACCGCUGUAUUUCUUACUAGGGUUUCCAGCAAUUUGGGUAGAGUGUGUAAGAAGGCAUUCAGCUCCAAGAUAUAGGAUAGAACAGUUAAGAGGAAAUACAAUUUCAGCUGAAAUUAGACCUUGCGUGCAUGACUUUUAAGACAUGCCAGGGAGUUGAUGAAGCUGUGAGUUGUGGAUUGGGAAGAAUCACACAAGCAGAUUUAAAUGCCUGAAGGGAUCUCUGUGGUCACCUGCUUUGAGCUUUGGUGUGGUAGAAGCCAAGGAAUUUCACUGAAGCCAAGUAGGAACUACAGUAACUCCUAGCUCUGUUGCUGAUGCACUUGAGUACAGUAGCUUGUGUGUGAACCUGCAUAUGUCUUGGAGACGUGGGACUGAAGGAGGGCCAUAUGGGCAUUGAGCGCUGAAUCCUACAUCUACUGUUACAGACAACUCUGAGCUAGACGCAGAAUGCCGAACAGUCCACACAGUGUCUGUGCUGACUGCCUCCCCUCUACGCUGCUCCUGUCCAGCACCCCAGGCAGACUCCAGUCAGGAUAAAACUAUUGCUCUCUAGAGCAUAGGAGGGUCUGUGAGAAUAAGUUGUCUGUAUAGAUUUGCCCAUGCAGUGAUUUUUUUUUUUCCAUUUGAUGGCUUGUUUUUCCUCUGCUAUUUAAAAACCAUUCUUCUCUUGCACAAACAAGUAGCCAUUUCCCUUGGCCUCCUCUCAUUUCAGUUCUUUUAUCUUGUUAAUAUUUUUUUCCAUUUUUUCAAGUGCAUUUUUAAACUGCAGAACCAAGCAUCUGGACACUGGCUCGGACUUUGUUCAUCCAGUCCAGGCUGGUUAUUCAUUUGGCAGUCUAGUUCACAGCAGCAAAGCGUGGCUGCAUUGCCGCUGCAGCCCAGCUUCCUUAUUGCCCGACCCCGAGUCUGUCCUUCGCCUUCUGCUGGCAGCUGCAGCUCUGCUGAGGAGGGAGGCAGAUCUGUGACUCACCCUCAUCACCAGUCUGCCUGGGCAAGUGGCCGGACAGCUCUGUAGAGCUCUGUGGAGAGCACAUGCUGGUAUAGAGCACCGAUAGGAAAUCGGAAGAGAUUUUGGCUCUCUGCUCUUGUGCUGAUGCACAAUUCAAGCUCCAAGGCAGCUGUAAGGCUUUACCCUUGGCUGUUGUCCUUGGUCAGGAUAGUUACUGAGGCAAAUCACUAGGAAGACAGGGCACCUUCGUCACCUAAGUUGCAAGGACAUCUUUAAUAUCACAGCAUAAUCCCUUGCCUUGCCUUGACCAGCAACUCAAGAAACCCAUCUCCUACCCCCACUGGCUGUUGGCUGUUCUUCCUACCUUCACUACCUGUGAAGAACCAGUUAACCCCUGACAGACCUCUGCUCCAGGCAAACACUAGCCAAAAGUUCUGUAACAUAGGACUUUGUGCAUUGGCAGCAUCCCGUUAGCUGCCUACCCUUGCUUCCAGACCGUGAGCUUGCUCACCUGCAUGAACCCUUAAGUGACUCGCGAGCUCUUGCUUGCUGCUGCUUCUCAGGAAAUAUCCCAGCCAGCGGCUAGAUUUUAUUGUCCUUGCCUUGUUCCCUCUUCUAGUUCCAUCUCUGUCCAUUCAGAAGUGUUAAUGUUGUUUUAAAGGAUCUGGAAAAAAACAACAUAGACUGUAUUUUUUUUUUUAUUUGAUAACUUGGGCCAAUGUGGCAACCUCGUCUGCAAUUAUUUUAUUUUGUAAAGAUUUAUUUUUGUAUUUCAUGUAACAGUCAAAAUUUCUACUGCUAAAAAUGCCAUUUUUUUCCAUGGGUUUUUCCCCUCUGUUGCCAUCAGAGUAUUUAUUGUGAAAUGGAUGCCUGGUGGGGUUUUAUGAACUAAUACUUUCUACAAAUACCCUAGUCCAGGCCCGGCUGCUUGUAUCAUCUGGUGCACUUGUGAAAACCGGGUGGGGGAAAACCCUGCCAAAUCAGAAAGUGGUUGUGCUUUGUUCUCGCUGUGCAUGGGGAAAAAUGGUCACCCUCUGCACAAGGCAAGGGGAGAUCGCCGGCGGGGCAUUCAGUGCUCCCUGGGCCUCUGUAGCUGGCUGCGAUGGGCUUUCCUGUGCUGCAGCUGGCUGAUGCGGCUUCUGUCUGUCUUUAAUCAGAAAAGUCACGAAGGCCCUGAGCCUGCUGACAUUUGAAGAACCUGUUAAUUCAGGAGGCAUGCUUAGUAGUAUCCAAGUUCUUGACUUCAAUGGGAGCGAGUGGAAAUUAUAUGGGAGAAAACUCCGGUUGAUUUUGUCUGGAAGCUGGGUAAAGUGUGUGAACACCUCAGUACCUAUUCUGUGGAGCUGCAGGAUCUCCUUAAUGGCCUCCUCAAGCCAGCCAAGCUCUCCAGCCAUGGCACCAAGAGAUGAGAGCCCAAGGGAAGGAUCCCAGGAGCAUCUGCUGCUUCCUUGCAUGCCUUCAGGGAGCACUGAAUGCUUUAUGGGCUGCUUUGCUCUAGUCCUUACCUUUUUAUUCACUUGCUGUCCCUUGCAAGUGUUUCUCCUCCCGUUUUAUUUUUCUGUAGCCCUUGUGAAAAGGGAGCCCUGAGAUUUUGUUAGAAGGGGCUGACAGCUGUCUCCAGAGAGGGGGGAAAUGCUACAAAUGGUAGCCGAGGAAAGCAUGUAAUAAAUGAGGUAUAAACAGAGCGGUUGUUCUUCUAAUAUCCUGUGUGGGCCUCAUGCAGUCAGCAGGUUAGAGACUUCCUGAGGCAAAGGUUGCAACCGGACUUGUAUGUUUGCUAACCACUUUUGGAAAGGGAUUCCAUGGUCCCAUUGAAGUCAACAAGAGUUAAGAUCAUGGAUGAACAAGCAACCAAUUCAUCUUCGGGCUCAGCAGCCACCGUUCUGCUGAGAGUCAAGAAGAUGCAGCUGUGUAGGCGAGAUGCAAAAUCAGCACCUUGCUUGUGUGUCCCUGGAAAGAGGCACAAUGAAGUUGAUCUUUUAAAAAGAAACAAUCAGAGCAGUAUUUCCUUUCUAUGACAGAAAAAUGUUGAAGUAACUUUAUUUUUUCCUUGUCUUCUCUUGCCAAGUUUCAGUAGCUUUGCCUGUAGUUUUGCUCUGGAUUUAAUAGCAUGUCGGAGCCCUUGCUGAGACCCUUGCCCAGGUCAUUCAGGUCUUGCGUCCCUUUCUGACUCUGUGCAUAAACAAGGCAACAGGCACCAUGUGGAAAAUUCAUCACCAUGAAAUCCUGGCACUUCCUAAUCUCCGUAGUAGGCACACCUCACCAGCAAGAGCUCUCGCCACCUCCUCGUCUCCGUCCGAAGCACAAUGGUCUGCAGAAGAGAGGUUGGGCGAACCCGAGUGAUCGUGCCUUACAUGCAGGGAUACUCGAUGUCUUCAGGCUGAUCUGAGUCACCUUGCUAUGAAACACUGUCUUAAUGUGGACUGUACAGCUUCCUGCAGUGCGAAGCGGUGGUGGUCACGUGGAUAGACCCGACAGGCUAAUCUCAUCUUUUUUUAAAAGAACUUCAUGGAUUUGAACUUAGUGGGGGUGGGAAAACAGCAGCUGUUAGGGGAUAGAUGAAGUCUCAUCAUUGAAUUUCUCCCCUUGGGGAGGAAGGACAGAAGCUACAAAUGCUGCAGUCUGCUUCACUCUGUAAAAGGGAUCUUGUAUGUACAGUAUUUUUAUAUCUCUGCAUUCCCACCUGUCAGGAUUUGAAUCAGGAUUAAUAACAUUCUCUUAGGGGCGAAAAUAAAGGGAUUUUUACAGUGCUAGACCUUUGUGCAUUUUUUGUGCCAAAUUACAGCCACUGUUACAUUCUGGUGUUUUCAUUCAGUUUAUUGCUAUUGAUCAAUGUGUAUAUUAUAUAUUUUUAUUAUCAAGGAUUUUAUUUUAAUUCAUAUUAACCUGUAUGCAAACUAACUGUGGAUUGCUAAUUUAUAUAUAAAGGGGAGUACUUGGAGACAGUGUGAGGAUUCCCCUACUUAGUUUACACUCUUGUAAUCUAGUGCAGCCAGUCCAUGAAACUCAUCGCUUCUUACACGGAAUGAUCUCCUGGGUGUCUGUCACCCCAAGCAGAUUGCUCCUGCCGUUCCUCCGGGCAGCGCUGAUGCUGCAAGGCUGUGAGGGAUGCAAGAGGAAAUGAAGCACAGCUCAUAGCAGGGACUGAUGGGCGACCGAGCUCUCUGCUGUCCUGCUCCUGGCAGCGAUGUCAGGGAGGGCGUCACUGUCUGGGGCUGACGUUGAGGGUUACUCUGCCCUGUAUCCAUCCCCAGCUGACGGACAGUGUUGGUUUUGCCCCACUCUCUCAAGAUGCUCAGUGCUUAGUUUUGGCAGGUGGGUGUGGGAUAGAGCGCAGAGGCACACCAGUGCCCCUCGCAUGAAGUAUAGCACGGCCACCUUGUGUCUUUUUUUUGUUUCGGAGGACAGGCAUAAACCUACAGAGAUCCCAGUUUACUAUACUCUUUAAAAUACGUGCCGCAGCACACUUCUGGCCGUGUAAAUCUGCUCUGGCUGUGCUGCCCGCAAGUGCCGCUUGGACUGCUAUGCCCAGGACAGGCUGCAGGACGCAGGUUUUGUGUUGAGAAGCUGCACUGCCCUCAGCUUCUGGGCUGGAGAUAUCAUCAGCCACCUCUUCCCCGUGAGUAACACAGGGCAAGGCUUAGCUGUGCAGUUUGGGCUCUUCCAGGAGAGUCCCAGAGAGGACAGUGGCACACGCAAAUGAGUAUUUUUCUACUUUACAGUAAACAAGUUCCACUGUAUCAGUGUUCACUCUAAGUAGACUCCACGGUGUGUCUCCACCUGCAUCUGUGCACUGCCAUAUAGUUAACUGCCUCAGAAAUAACUGCAAUUGUCUCAUUUAGCUCUCCAGGAUAAACUGUCAGCCUGUUGAAUCUAAAUAUUAGCCAUGUGAUGAGAUGGAUUAGUCAGAAGGCUUAAAUUCUUCAGAGCCGCAAGCAUACACUGCAUUGCAACAGCUAAUCCUUAAAUAUAAAGUGCGCACUGACAAUAAUCUGUCUAUGCAAGCCUAGUUUUUUAUCUUAUUUUUGACUGUUCACUCUAUAAUUUUAUCAGGUUUGGCAUAACUUCUGAAUGACAUUUAACCAAAGUAUCAUGUCUGUGUGUGUAUAGCAUGUUUUGCUUCAUUUUCAUGAAUUCUCAUUGAAUGUAAAGGGAACAUUGCCUUGCCCCAUUUUGUUCAAUAAACGCUGUAUUUUGUUAUCCACCACA